Molecule: messenger RNA, 1490 nt
Organism: Exaiptasia diaphana
Lineage: Eukaryota; Metazoa; Cnidaria; Anthozoa; Actiniaria; Aiptasiidae
Product: microtubule-associated protein RP/EB family member 1
Exons: 7
Coding region: 80-952 (290 amino acids)
Biological process (GO): regulation of microtubule polymerization or depolymerization; spindle assembly; protein localization to microtubule plus-end
Cellular component (GO): microtubule plus-end; spindle midzone; microtubule organizing center
Molecular function (GO): microtubule plus-end binding
Source: RefSeq, a predicted model, not a curated record
GUCACUGUUACGUUGAGUGCAUUUUUCCAUCGGAAGGGUGACAUUUGUACACAAAAUUGGCAAAUUUGGCUAAAGGAAAAUGGCUGUGAACGUUUUCUCUACUGGCCAGACUACAGACAAUCUUAGUCGACAUGAUCUGAUGGAGUGGGUAAGAGGAAGUCUUGAUACAAACCUGGAUAAAGUCGAACAAAUGUGUACUGGGGCUGCGUAUUGUCAGUUUAUGGAUAUGUUAUUUGAAAAUUGUGUUAAAUUAUCAAAAGUGAAAUUCUGUACUAACCAAGAACACGAGUACAUUUCAAAUUUUAAACUGCUACAAGAAUCUUUCAAAAAAUGUGGAGUUGAUAAAUCGGUUCCAGUGGACAGGCUAAUAAAGGGUAAAUUUCAAGAUAAUUUUGAGUUUCUACAGUGGUUUAAAAGGUUUUUUGAUGCAAACUAUGGUGGCCAAGAAUAUGAUGCCCUUGCUGCACGUGGUGGACAGUCUUACACUACUCUGAAUGUUGUCAAGCGUAAGCCAGCUGGAUCCACAGCACCCAAAGCUCCAACAAGCCGUGCAGUGCAACCUAAAUCAAGUAUUGCAAGAUCUGCUAAAUCACCUCCAUCAAGGAAUGGUGGUGCUGCUUACCGCCCCCCUGUGGCAUCUACUGGAGGUGGAAGCGGAGGAGCCUCUAGUGCUGGAGCACAGCAAAAAGAUGCUAAGAUUAGAGAGCUAACUGAACAGAAUGAUUCCUUAAAGACAACAGUCCAAGGACUCGAGAAGGAGAGAGAUUUUUACUUUGGCAAACUCAGAGAUAUUGAAAUGUUCUGUCAAGAGGAGCAAGCAAGAGUAGAGCCAGCACAACAAGAAGUUAUCCAGAAAAUCCUAGAUAAAUUAUAUGCAACAGAGGUAUAUGAUAUCAAAGAGGAGGGCUUUGAAGCACCAGAAAAUGAAGAACUUGAACAAGAAGAAUACUAAGUCCUUUUCUUUACAAACUGUGUUCCACAUAUCUAAUAUAAUGAGGGAUACACUUACCAUCAUAAGAUCAUUUGCUUUCUUGCUGUUUUGAAUACACAGGUAUAUUACACCCAUCAAAUGUGCUCAAAAGACAUUUUAUUUCAAAAAGCACAUCAAAAUAGCAUUAAGUCAAUAGUUUGUAAAGUUGAGGUGAUAUUUAUGCCUUGUUUAAUCUUAUUGUGAUUGACAGCGUAUCACUAUUGUCAAUAAACCCUUAACUCGUCAAGUCAAGCAUUUUUCAUUAAUAUAUAUUGUUUGGACAGUUUAUGUAGUCCAAUAUUUUAUGAUUAGAACUAUCUGAAGAAUGUAGUGCAUAUUUUCUUUGUGCCAUAUGUAGUGUGGUUCUAGUUGUUUUAUACAUUGCCAUGGUAGCAUGUGUUAGAUAUAUCCCAUCAAAAACUGUCUCAAAAACAGACUUGUCACAUCAAAAGAAUAAGAAUUUAACCUUGAAGUGCAAAAAUAAACCAUAGAAGAUGACCAAUAAAUAGCAAUCAAAACA